AUGGAAGACCCUGGGUACACUCACUGGAAGGCGGCUAAGAGAAUUCUGAGAUAUGUGAAGGAAACAAUCUCUCAAGGACUUCAUUACUCGAAGACGGACAAAUACAAGUUGACGGGUUAUUCAGACAGUGAUUGGUGCGGAGAUGUUGAUGAUAGAAAGAGCACGGCUGGCUAUGUGUUUUUCAUGGGAAACACGGCUUUCACGUGGGUGUCAAAGAAGGAACCCAUUGUGACCCUGUCUACAUGUGAAGCUGAGUAUGUUGCGGCAUCUUGGUGUGUUUGCCAUGCAAUAUGGCUAAGGAAUUUACUAAGCAAGCUGGAGCAAGGGCAAGUCGGCGCAACCGAAAUCCGAGUUGACAACAAGUCUGUAAUCGAGUUAGCAAAGAACCCGGUCAAUCAUGAGAGGAGUAAGCAUAUUGAUGUCAGGUUUCAUUUCAUCCGAGAUCAAGUCAAAGAAGGAAAAGUGGAGCUCACUCAUGUUGCAAGCUGA
Molecule: messenger RNA, 489 nt
Organism: Gastrolobium bilobum
Lineage: Eukaryota; Viridiplantae; Streptophyta; Magnoliopsida; Fabales; Fabaceae
Product: secreted RxLR effector protein 161-like
Exons: 1
Coding region: 1-489 (162 amino acids)
Source: RefSeq, a predicted model, not a curated record